Penaeus monodon (black tiger shrimp) is the source of this 2740-nucleotide messenger RNA. It is a transcript of the gene PIG-M, whose product is annotated as GPI mannosyltransferase 1-like. Gene Ontology annotation, cellular component: glycosylphosphatidylinositol-mannosyltransferase I complex; membrane. NCBI's taxonomy places the organism in Eukaryota, Metazoa, Arthropoda, Malacostraca, Decapoda, Penaeidae. Gene Ontology annotation, biological process: GPI anchor biosynthetic process. Gene Ontology annotation, molecular function: alpha-1,4-mannosyltransferase activity; GPI mannosyltransferase activity. The coding region runs from base 1050 to 2285 and encodes 411 amino acids. The record is from RefSeq and is a predicted model, not a curated record. The transcript has 4 exons.
GCCGCAGUGUGGGAAGACUGAGCGAGGCCCUACAGACGACAGCCUCUCCUUCCGUUCGUCUCUUUCGCCGGAGAGAAACUUCUCCAGAGGCCGAAGUUCAGGCACAUGAAGGCCGACCCGUGUCAGAGGCAAGCUUGUGCUAUUCAGUACUGCUUACAGAAGAACAAGUACCAAGAAUCUGCUUGCCAAGCAGAGAUUGAAGCACUGAGGAAUUGCUGCAAGAAAUGGAGUAAAGAAUCUGGAUGCUGCGCAGGAGUCAAGUUAGAGGAGAAAGAUCUUGUGAACGCCAAGGCUCAUGUACCUAAGAAGUAAUGUCGCAACCUGUAAAAACACCAUUUCCAAGAACCAGGAUUGAUUUGCCAAGUUCGUACCGUUCAGGUCCCACGGGUUCUCAAAGGCCGGGCAGGGAGACAUUGUUCCCUGAAGGAUCAAAUUCAAGGUCAAGGUUACUGCAACAAGAUCCCUCUCAGUAUCAAUACAACCCAGAGAGUUUGAAGAACAACAAACCUGAGAUUGGCCGUUUUCGUCGGUGGAUAUAUCGCAAUCCUCGCAGGUUUCAGAUUAUUGGUCUCGGUCUUGGGCUGACAAUUUUCUUCAGUCGUCCUUUGUAUGACAUAUUUUUAAGGGAACAUAUUGAAGGUCCUUUGCCUAUAAAACAGAAAUAAGCAGGAAGGCUCAUUAUUAACCAAGAUGGAGUCUGUUAAGAAGGCACAAAAUCGUCUGCGAAAUUACCCUAAACUUGUUGCAAACUGUGCACCUGUAGCGACUGAAUAUGCACGCUGUGUGGCUUUGAAAGGAAAUGUACUGAAAGGAGAUUGUACUCAAGAGUUUGAAGCAUUUAAAAGGUGUAUUUUAGAAUCUGCCAAAAAAAUGAAAACAAGAAUUUAAUUUGGAAAUACUAGGCAAAUUGGAUACUGCAUUAAACCUGAAAAAAAGAAAAUACUGGAUUUGGUUAUAAGUGAAAGACUAUAUAUAAAGCAUUUUAUGCAUGAAACCAGAGUUGGGAUUGAUACUUCACACUGCGUCAUUGGGCUGUUUAGAUCUCAAAUAUGGCUUUGGGCACCAAGAAUUCUCGUUUUGGAUCAACAGAAGGAAUUCAGAUCCAUUUGAGUCUGGGAUUCCUAAUUCGUUUCAUGUUCAUUGUGUAUGGAGAGCAUCAUGACAGGACACAUGCUCUUAAGUACACAGACAUUGAUUACCAUGUUUUCACAGACGCUGCACAUGAAGUGGCAGCAGGAGGUAGUCCGUUUGAUCGACAUACAUAUAGAUAUACUCCUUUCCUAGCAUGGAUGCUUUUGCCUAAUGUAAAUUUGCAUUUCAUGUUUGGGAAGUUAGUGUUUGCAUUUCUAGACUGUGUGGCAUCAAAACUAAUCUAUCAAAUACUUUUGAUUGAUGGGCUUACCAAGUUAACAGCUCUUAGGUGUUCCUUUUUAUGGUUGUACAAUCCUUUGGUAAUAGGUGUAUCAACACGUGGCAGUGCAGAAUCUGUUAUGGCUGUCCUGGUCCUGUUAACAGUGUACAUGCUGAAGUUGCGGUUCAGUGUUCUGGCAGGCUUCUUUUUAGGAGUAUCUGUCCACUUUAAACUCUAUCCCAUUAUUUAUUGCAUCCCACUCUAUAUGUCGUUAACAAAUGAUUCGCACAGUGAUUCAUUGUUGAAGAGAGUAUUACCAAAUUAUACCAAGAUGAGAUUAGUUACUGGGGCAACCAUUUCCUUCUUUGGUUUAACAGGAUUAGGCUUCAUACUUUAUGGGGAACAGUACAUUGAAGAAGCUUUCUUGUAUCACCUUUCUAGGACAGACACUCGGCAUAAUUUUUCAAUAUAUUUUUAUUUAUUAUACAUUGCAGCAGAUUAUCAUAUUCCAGGACUGAACAUUGCCACAUUUGGACCACAGCUCGUUCUCCUUAUUGCAUUAGGAUAUAAAUUCUGCCACAGACAAGAUGUACCAUUUGCCAUGUUUACUCAGACUGUUGUGUUUGUUACUUUCAACAAAGUUGUAACUUCACAGUAUUUCUUGUGGUACUUACUUUUGCUGCCCUUAGCUGUGCCUCGCUUAAUAAUGACAAUGCAGAAAGCAGUGAUAUUGACUGUUCUUUGGGUGGCAGCUCAAGCAUCAUGGCUUCUUCCAGCAUAUUUGCUUGAGUUUCAUGCAGUAAAUGCCUUUAUCCCAAUAUGGCUUGAGAGCAUUGCCUUCUUUUGCUGUAAUGUUGGAGUGUUAAUGGCAUUGCUUUCAAGUUAUGCACCACACCAAUUAGGACACCAUCAUAGCAGUAGAAAGAAUAGAUAAAAACUGCACAAAAAAAAUAUAUAUAUGAAUGUGAAAUACAGUAUGUAUGUCUUUAGCUGUUUAAAGGAAAUAAGUUUUUUGGAUGCCUAUGAAUAAGAACUGCAAUGGUUUAAUAAGAAAAAGUGCUUUGUCUUUCAGCAAGUUUUUUUUGGUUUGGUAAAUAGUUUAGUUUCUUCCAUUACAUUUGUUGCCAUAGAUAAACAGUUUUGUUAAAGUAGUAACAAAUGGUAUUUAAGUAAAAAGCAGUUGAAUGAUAAAUGAUUGAUAUAAAAUUACUUUAACUAAAUAAAGUAUUUUCUUAAUGUUGCCUAGCAAAUUCUCAAAAUUCAGUGAUAAAAAUGUUUACAUUAUUUUUAUGUUACAGAUGUUUUAGUGAGGUUGUUGAUUAUGCAUUGAUGCAGCCUAUACAAGAGCUUAUAAAAGUGUAUAUUGUAAAUAAAGUCAUUUACUUGUAA